Haemonchus placei is the source of this 408-nucleotide messenger RNA. Lineage: Eukaryota; Metazoa; Nematoda; Chromadorea; Rhabditida; Trichostrongylidae. The record is from the annotation of a GenBank genome assembly.
AUGGCCUUAUCGUUCUACCAGCAGCACUGUAUUCAUGCAACGCUAAGUUCGGUUGCCGAGGCUGGAAACGUCGCCCUUGCACACCCACCGCGAAGCCGAUGGGUUCCAACGAAAAUGGCGGUUUGGACGGACUCGUCUUGGAAAAAUCUGAAGUUGAGAGAAAACCUCAUUAUUUUACCAGCUGGCUUCGAAAAUGCAUUAGAGUGCUUCAAGUCAGAGUACCCAAGAGCGGUCAUCAUGAAGAAGCCCGAGGACAUGGAGCCAGAUUGGUUCACCGAUGACUAUUUACCUGUCCUGCUAUUCAGCCCUGCGGAAUUCGCUGGAACAUCAAAAUGGCGUGAAGCGUGGACUCUAGUGAUGCAACUCGUCGCCAAAGGCACUGAAGUGAUCGCGCUCGGUGGACCGUAG